Molecule: messenger RNA, 1011 nt
Organism: Megalops cyprinoides (Indo-Pacific tarpon)
Lineage: Eukaryota; Metazoa; Chordata; Actinopteri; Elopiformes; Megalopidae
Gene: rad51ap1
Product: RAD51 associated protein 1
Exons: 9
Coding region: 1-1011 (336 amino acids)
Biological process (GO): double-strand break repair via homologous recombination; interstrand cross-link repair
Molecular function (GO): single-stranded DNA binding; double-stranded DNA binding
Source: RefSeq, a predicted model, not a curated record
AUGGCACGGCCAUCGAGGGUUAAGAAACAGAUUAACUAUGCAGAGUUUGAAGAUGAUGAAGACUUCGCCUGUGUGAAAGCGCCCCCCAGUAAGAAGGCUAGAGUGCCUGUGAAGGAACCAGAGCACAAGAGCGCCAAACCAGCGAGCGGGGCCGCAAGCCAAGAAGACGGCGCACCGCCCGCGGGGCGCAAGGAAAGACCGUCUCUGGAUGACAAACUUUAUGAAAGGGAUUUAGAAGCAGCCCUUACAUUGUCUAUGCUCCGGACUGAGCCAGUAGAGGACCUGUCGCCCUAUGACAAAGGUGAAAGGAAUCAGCCCCUUACAGACACCAAAACUGUUGCUCCAUCGCCAUUGCUUUCAAACUGCAGUGUGGAUGUCAGCCUCUUGGGCCUGGAUAAGAUCUCAGAUGAGAGGGGCUCUCCCAGCGCACCCUCCAGACAGAGGCAGGCUGCGUCCAAGGCUUCUGAACAGCAGAGACGCAUGCUCCAGGAGGAGAGGAACAGCACCACUGAGAAUGCCAGGGACGAGGACUACCAACCCACCUGCACACCAGACGCAGAGUCUGAGAGUGAUGCAGAUUUCGAUGAGGAAGAUGAGAGCGACGAGGAGGAGUUCACUGUAAAGAAGAAAGUGGAGAGAAAAAAACCCACCAAAAAGGAGAAAACGGCUCGGCCACCGGCCCCAAAGAAAGAAAAGAAGCCCUCUAAAGUCCCUAAAUCGAAGCUGCAAGCCACAGUGACCUCCACUGUGAGUCCCAUCCCAGCUCCGGCAAAGUCUGCUGUCACUAAAAGGCCAGCUACCAGUUCCCCAGUGUCCAGACCUGCAGUAUCCCUCAGUCCAGCAGGGGGCAGACUUCCCAAGUGGAAUCCACCAGCUCAAAUUGGAAGGAGCCCCAGCACACCCCAGCCUGUCCAAGUGAAGUCCCCGGGUCAGGGGCUGCGUUUGGGGCUGUCCCGUCUGGCCCGGGUUAAACCCCUGCACCCCAGUGCUGUGAGUGCUGUGAGUCACUGA